Messenger RNA from Harmonia axyridis, 1033 nucleotides. Its product is annotated as thiamin pyrophosphokinase 1-like. Gene Ontology annotation, molecular function: thiamine binding; ATP binding; thiamine diphosphokinase activity. The transcript is spliced from 4 exons. Lineage: Eukaryota; Metazoa; Arthropoda; Insecta; Coleoptera; Coccinellidae. Gene Ontology annotation, biological process: thiamine diphosphate biosynthetic process; thiamine metabolic process. Bases 104 to 910 code for a protein of 268 amino acids. The record is from RefSeq and is a predicted model, not a curated record.
AAUUAUAUUAACCUAACUUUACUGUUUUGGGAAUGGAGUGACCCCUAAUGUUGAUAAAUUAUUAAUUUUUUUUUUUUAUUUGUAAGAUGAUAAUAUUGUGAAGAUGACUUCUAUAAAGAUUUUUCGACCUUGUGAAGAACUUUUUUUGAACUUGGCAAAGAAUAAUAGCAGUUUUGGUGUUCUUUUAUUGAACUCUCCUGUUAAGUUAAAUAAUAUAAAAUUAAGGAAAAUAUGGAAUCAAGUAAUUAAAGUUAUUUGUUAUGAAGCCAAUAUAAGAGUACUAGUUGAUGGAGGUUCAGAGUGUUGGAUGAAUUGGAAGGAAAAUUUGAAUAAAAAAAAGGAUGAUUUAUAUAUGCCACAUUUAUUGACUGGAGAUUUCGAUUCUAUAUCAACUGAAACGCUUGAGAAAUUGAAAAAAAUAAAUGGCGUUCAAGUUAUUCACACUCCUGAUCAAGAAGAAACUGACUUCACAAAGGCUUUAGAGAUAUUGAAUGAUUAUAAGGAACAAAAAAAAAUUGAGAUUGAUAAAAUUUAUGUUUUGACUGAGAUUGCUGGAAGGUUAGAUCAUUUAAUGGCAAACAUAAAUACAUUAUAUAGAUCAGAAAGUAUAUUGCCAAAUACCUCUGUUUUCCUACUUUGUAGUGAUUCUUUUUCAUGGCUUUUGAAACCUGGUACUUAUAAGAUUAGUAUUCCUGAAAUAUUGAGAGAAAAUAAAAAUUGGUGUAGUUUAGUUCCUAUAGGAUCACCAGCAGUGGUUACAACAUCUGGAUUGAAAUGGAAUUUAGAUAAAACGAAAUUGGAAUUUGGAGGAUUGAUCAGCACAUCUAACUCAUAUAAUGGUUCUGCUGAAGUUGAAAUAGAGACAAGUUCCUGUCUUUUGUGGACAAUGAGCACAAGAGGCCUCCUGUGAUAGCGUAAGCUCAAUAAACUCAUUUUUUAUAUUGUUUAUCUAAUAUAAUUUUUGUUGAUGGUGUUGUUGGAAUGUAAUAUUUUUACAUUUAUUGUUAAUAAAUUGAUUAUUUUUUAAAGGUUA